AUGAAGUUCUGGACGUCGGUACUGAUGGCCUCCUUCUGUGUCACUCUAUUGUCCGUGAUGGGAGGGCUAAAGGAAAACUACGCCGACAUUGAAAUGAUCAUCGAGGAGUGCAGGGGAGAGGCAAAUGUCCAGCAAUGUGCCAAGAGGUGUUCGAAAACCUUCAAGUGUGCAGAUGUGAACCAUACGUGCUGCUGGACCCACUGUGGAAACAUCUGCUUGGGAAGCGAGUGA
Condylura cristata (star-nosed mole) is the source of this 231-nucleotide messenger RNA. RefSeq names its product WAP four-disulfide core domain 11 (gene WFDC11). Bases 1 to 231 code for a protein of 76 amino acids. The transcript has 2 exons. NCBI's taxonomy places the organism in Eukaryota, Metazoa, Chordata, Mammalia, Eulipotyphla, Talpidae. The record is from RefSeq and is a predicted model, not a curated record.